AUGAUUAUUGAUAACUUCAAAUACAACAGUUUGCAGGAGAAUGAGAUCAGGGUGUUGGUGCUAGAUGCAGCAGGUCAAGAGGGAGACCCCCUCUCAGGCGCUCUCGUCGUUGUGAAGCAUAUCCCAGGCGAACCUGUUACGCGGUACGAAGCAAUGUCGUACACUUGGGGUGACCAGUCAGAUCCGGACUACAUAGAUCUCAGGCAUCCAAAACCGAUUUGCUACGAUAAAUCAUGCAUUUGCGACAAGGAGUCUUCGGGGUCGCUAGCGAUCGGUCGCAAUCUUGCUUCUGCUUUGCGAAAGAUCCGUCACCAAAGCAAUAACCAGAUCCUCUGGGCUGACUCAAUUUGUAUCAACCAGCAGGACCUUGAUGAGCGAGCUGCGCAAGUCCUGCGAAUGCGCGAUAUAUACAAGCACGCCCAGCGCGUUAUUGCCUGGCUCGGCCUCGCAGACGAGCACAGCCCAAUCGCCAUCGCGAUGCUGCAAGAACUCGCCGAAUGCGUCGACUUUACCAACGAGGAGGAUGACAUCUUGAAUAACCGAAUAAGGUUCAAACCAGACAAGUAUGACUUUAUCAUGAGAAGACUCUCAGACAAUUUACACGAUUGGUCCAAGCCUAUGCCAUUCUCUGACCGCCAGUGGCAGGCCUUGGUAUUCUUCAUAUCGCGGCCCUGGUUCCGUCGACUAUGGGUGCGUCAAGAAAUCCUACUGGCGGGUAAAGACACAAUUAUCUUGGCAGGGGAUGACAGCCUGCCUUGGCUGCAUUUCAGGAGUGCCAUCGAGAUAAUUGCGGCAAAAAGAGAGGCAUUGGUUGACAAGGUCGACAUCCUUAUCAUGGUCGAAUUUUUCAACGCACGCAGCUUUUCAGCCCUUAGACUCUUGAGGGACUUUUUCUCACUUGUGGCUUACACACACGCCUGUGAGGUAACGGAGCCGAGGGAUAGAGUCUUCGCCCUAUUGGGUCUCGCAGAGGGCGGCUUUACUAGCAAAAUUGUGGUUGAUUACAGAAAGAACAUCAAGGACGUCCAUCGCGAUGCUUUGGUUCGGGCGUCGACAUAUCACCAAGAUCUCAAGUUGAUGUCACUGUGCGACUCAGCGUCUGAGCCGACGUGGAUCCCCGACUUGGAGCGGAUUCAACAUCAGCGGCCCAUGACUUACGGUCGAGCUGCCCUUUGCUCCGCCGAGAAUGGGCAUGCAUUUACCAAAGAGCAGUUGUUGCUCCAAGGUAUACGUUGUGACUACAUCAUGGAGCUAGUUGGGCCCCAGGACAGUCAAAAUUCCCAAGCAGAGCUCCAAGCCACUGUGCUAGAGGCAGUGAAAUUGGAGUCUUACUAA
Messenger RNA from Fusarium subglutinans, 1335 nucleotides. RefSeq names its product heterokaryon incompatibility protein. Bases 1 to 1335 code for a protein of 444 amino acids. The transcript has a single exon. The record is from RefSeq and is a predicted model, not a curated record. Lineage: Eukaryota; Fungi; Ascomycota; Sordariomycetes; Hypocreales; Nectriaceae.